AUGAUAAUUUUGAAUUUAUACAACCUAAUUUGGAUUUUUCUUGUAAUAGAAUGUCAGGAAAUCUCAAAAAAGUGCGUCUGUGGACAUGUUCGCGAUUAAAUUUAGUGUUAAAACUCAGGUUUUUGCAUUUGGGAAAAUGGGGUUUGUGUUUUAAGCUCUGCUCAGACCUACAUAUAAGAAAAUUUAGAAUAGAUCACAUGCAAAAAUUUUGCAGAGGAAGAUUGUAGAUUAGAGAAGUAAUGCGGCUUUUAUAUGGGUCAUUGUGUUAAUUUUGUUAACUGCCUAGUAUUCAACAAAGAUGAAUGCUAAAAAUCUUCUUAUAGAUGUGUUUCUGAUGGCGCAAUGUGUGUUGAGAUGUUGGAAUGUAAUAAUUACAAAACAGAGGUAGGAUGCGCAAAUUAAAAUUAAGAUGGAAAGUACUGUUUUUGGGUUUAGGAAAAGGAAAAAAAAUGUCGUGACGUAAUUUCAUGCGUAGAACUGCCAAAGUAUUUAUUGAGCCAUAUUAUGUGUAAAUAAGCUCUAGAUGGUUGUACCGUAAAUGAAUAGGGCUAUGGAUGCAUGGGAUAGAAGGAUUAGUGUACUUAAUACUAAAAUGAUUAUUAAUGCUUUGAGAGUAAACAAAAAUCUUAAAACUGCUUUUGGGAUUCAAAAAAUAGCAAAUGUGUUGAAAAAAUGUGUGAAAAUCUACCUUUUACUUAAGAUUAUGAGUGUAAAUCUUAAAUAAGUUAAUGUACUACAAAUGGAAUUCAUUGUGUUUAAAGAAAGUAAUGUAGUGAUGCUGAGAAUAAAUAUGGUUGUGUUACAGAUGCUUAAGGAAACAAAUGCGAAUAUCAUAAAAAUUAAUGUAAAAUCAAAAGUUGUGAAACUGCUUCGGAUUCCCUUUAAAAUUAUCAAUAAUGCUAAGAUUAUGACAAUAAACUAGAUUGUGUAACCUCUGAAAAUGGAGGAUGUAAAUAAAGACCAUAAACAUGCGAAGGUUAUGCUAAUUAAAUCGAUUGUUACUCUAUCGAAAUAUAGGAUUGUGUAUGGUAUAACAAUAAAUGUGAAAAAAGGGCAUGUAAUCAUGCUCCAAUUCAUUAUAGUCAAACAGAUUGUAAGAAAUAUGGAAAUUGUAUAGGUAAAGUUGGUGGUGGAUGUUAAGAGACACCAGAAUUCUGUGAAGAUAUUUUAUAAGAAGAAUUUUGUGAAUUUAAUUAUAUUAAACAAAGAUGUUUAUGGAUAAACGGGGUAUGCACAUAGUUUGAAUGUAAUAAAUUGAAAUUGCCAACUUACAACAAUCAUAAAUUAUGCUCAAAUAUAAGCUCAAGUUGCACAUUUAAUGUAGCUACUUUUGGUUGUACAGAUUAUAUAUGUGAAAAUAUUUAAGAAAUUGAUUUUUGCAAAAUUGAUUCUGCAGGAACUGUCUGUGCAAUUAAUUAAGGUUGCAUAGAAAAAAAAUGUAAAACUGCUCCACCAAAUUAUGGGAGCAAUUCAUAAUGUGAAGAGUGGUUACCAUAAUGCACUGUAAACGUGUAAUAAUUCUAAAAUUCAAAAAUAUUGAUUGGAUGUGUUGAUAAAAAGGAGGAAUGUUAAUUUGCUCUUGAAGAAUAAUGCAAGACUACAAUUUCAGGAAUGCAAUGUAAAUGGAAUAAAGCAGAUAAAAUUUGUAUUCCUUAAAUUUGCACAGAUGCAAAUCCUAAGGAAUAUUUAACAAAUAAAGAUUGCAACUCAUUUAAAGUUUUGGAGGGUACUUGCAUAAUAGGAAGCAGUGGCUUUGGAUGCCAUCUUUGGUCCAAUAGUUGCAAUGAGUUGAUAAGUUAAUAAUAGUGUGAAUUAAAUCUUCAAGAUGGAACCAAAUGUUUUUGGACUGGCACAAUAUGUAAACUGAUGGAAUGUUCAGAUGCUUCUAUCAUUAAUUAUAUCAAUAAUAUUGAAUGCAAUACUUGGCUUGAUUAUUGUAUCUUUAAUCCAAUAUUAGGAGGAUGCAUGAAGAGACCAAGUUCUGUGGAUUGCACAUCUUCUCCAAAUGAUAAUAUGUAUGAUACUCAUAUUGAAUGCUAAGCAUGGAAUCCUAAAUGCACUGUGAUCUCCUCUUUUAAUCCAGAAGGCUGUGAAUUAAAAAAGAAUAAUUGUUCUGAAUACAUCAGGCAAAGAAAUUGCAAAACUAAUUUGGCUGGUCAGCAAUGUUAUUGGGAUGAAUUCGACCAAAAAUGUAUGGGAGAGAAUGAUGAUAGUGAUUGUAGCAAGAAUAUUUAUGGAGAUCUAUCACAUUAAAAUUGUGAAAAUUUUCUAUAAAAAUGUACAGUAAGUAAUAUUACAAAUCGAACUUGUGUAUAACUUUCAAUUUACUGUGAUUAUAAAUUGGAAUAACAAUGUGUAAUCACAAAAUAUUAGUAACCCUGCAAAUGGGAUGCAAGAAAUAGAAUUUGUAAAGAUGUAUUGUGUAGUGAUAAUAUGACUGCUAAAACCGAGGCGGAAUGUUUAAAUUUUAGAAAGUUUAGCUAAUGUCAAUUAAAGAUUUAAUCUAAUGGGACUUAUGGGCCAGGAUGUGAGUUCAGACCACUCUAAUGUGAAUAGGUUACAAAUCCUACAAUAUGUAAAUUAACUUUAACAUAUUACAAUUCAAAAUGCUAUUAUUUUAAUUUUAGAUGUUAAUAUGUACCAUCUGAAUAUUGUGAAGUUAUUCAAGAUAGUAAAACAAAUGAGCUUUGUUAAUUAUAUAAUCCCAACUGUGUUCUAUAAUCAAGUGGAUAAGGAUGCUACUCCAUUUCCAGUUGUUUUGAUUUAUCGGGUAAUGUAUGUAAGAGUGCCAUAAUGAAAUAUAAUUAUAAGUGCUAAUAUUAUGACUAUUGUCGUCUUGAUAGUUAAUGCAGUGAUAAAUAUAUAUCAUAUAGUAAUUGUGACUACAAAAAAACAGGAAUCGGAUAAUUAUGUUAUUUAUAGAGGAGUUGUUAAUAUUAUUAUUAUUAUUAUAAAUAUUAUAGUAGAUGUUCUGAUUAUUGUAGUUUAAUUACUGAACCAAAAUACUUAUCAUUUUAAUCUUCAACAUCUGUUUCAGAUAGGGGCAAAUAAUGUUAAGACUACUCAUCAAAUUAUAUUUAUGAUACUAGUUGUUAUUGCUGUAAAAUUAUGAGUUAUUGCUCCCAACAAAAAGGAGGAUAAUAAUUAUGCAAUUCUUCAACUACAAUUUCAAAUUAAAGGUGUGGAUAUAAUUUUUAGGCUAAUGCUUGUGAGAAUAGAAAAUGUGAGCAUUUAACGUAUGUAAAUUAUCCCGUUCUUACAGAUUAAAUUUGUUUUGAUUGGAAAUAUGAUUGUAUUCUUGAUGCUACUGGUUGUAUAACUUAAACAGGAAAUUGUGAAUUAAUUAAAUUAAUUUAUCAAUGUUAUUAAUAUAAUUGCUAUUGGUAAGCUGGUAAAUGUGUAACUAAUGUUGAUUGCCAAAUUAAUACAACUGCUGUUACAACUCGUGAAUGCCUAUUAGUAAAUGCUAACUACUGCAAAUUUAAUUACACAAAAGGUUUAGGAUGCUCUUUUUUUGAUUGUACUCAUAUAAAAAAAGACACAAUAUGUACUUCAUCAAAUCUUAUUGAUGGAUAAAAUUGUCAAUGGGUAAAUGGCAAGUGUUCUUCUCUUACUUGCUUAGAUUACACUCUAUAAUCUGAGUGUGAAAGUAGUUAUGCCUCAAAUGGCUAUGCAAUCACUAAAUGUUUUUGGUGUUCAAUAAAUUCUAAAUGCUCCAAUAACAAAUAUUGCAAUUCAAUUAGUAUGGUUUCACCUAAAUCACAUUAGAAUUGUAAUGAUGUAGAUAGCUCGACUACGAUUCAUUUUAUAUCAAGUGAAAUAUGCAUUAUAAAAAAAUCACUCUGUUCAGAAUACACUUACGAAGAUGCCUGUUUUAGCACAAUUAAUGGUGUCGACUGUUAUUGGAAUGUUAGCGUUUGUUAAAAUGCAUGCCAAGCAAUAACUCCUACCCCUGCUACAAACCUAGAUUGCUUUAAUUGGAAUUCUAAUUGUAUGUUAAAUGAUCUUUCAUGCCAACUCUUAAAUUGCUCGCUUUUAUUAGGAUAAUCAGAAUGUCAUAUCUAUACUUCAAAAUGUUUUUGGAAUGGGUCACACUGCAUCACUAUCGGUGCUUGUAGUUUAUAUUCUACUAAUGCAUUAUGCUUAAAUAAAAGCAAUUUAGACGGAAUUCCUUGUUUCUGGCAUAGUACAUCAUGCCUAGAAAAAACCUGUUCAAAUAUACCUACUACACCAUCUUCUAAUGCGGAUUGCUAUAAUUGGCUCACUAAUUGUCAGUUUAAUACCAAUACCGGUUAGUGUGUAGAAGAUUGUACUACUGCUGAUACAUCAUAUAUCACCCAUACCCUAUGCGAAUCUUACUACUUUAACAAAAGCUGCACUGUCAAACUUGAUAUUAUUCAAUGUGUAGACCUUCCGAUUUCAUGUGAAUUAGCGAAAGAAGUACAAUGUUAUUAGGAUAGAUAUGGUCACUAAUGCUACUAUUCAAUAUCAAACCAAAAGUGCUUAAUAUUAUCAUGUUUAAAUUUAGAUGCAGAAUAUACAAGUCAUAGCAAAUGCAACUAAAGGUUUGAUUAAUGCACAGUAAAUAAUACCUUGGAUGGAUGCUAAAAAUUGAGUAAUUGCGAUAACUAUUCAAUUCAAGAAUAAUGUUAUUUUGAUUUCAACAAAAAGGAAUGUUAAUGGAUUUAGAGUCAAAAUAAAUGUACGAUAAAGGAUUGCUCAUCAGCCUAAUUAAAGAUAUAUACAGCAUAUAGUUGCCGUUAGUAUUUUGGUGAUUCGUGCUCUGUAAACAAAAAAUUGGAUGGAUGCGAAACUGGCUAAUUCUUUUGUAUGGAUUACAAUUAUGAACAAUGCAUAAGCGAAGGAUAAAUUAACUAAAACGGAGUAGAUUGUUUCUGGAAUGAGGAAAAAACUAUUUGUUAAGAACGGACAUGUGCAAAUGGACCUUCAAAUGCCUUAUCUCAUUCUGACUGUAUAAUUUUCCUUUCAACUUGUCAAAAAGGAGGUUGCCGUCGAAAAGGAUGUUAUGAUUUCAAUUAUGCAAUAGAUUCAGCCUGUGCAUCUAUAUUUGAAGAUAAAAGGUGUGUAACAAAUGGAGUUCGAUGUGGUUAAAGAAAGGACUGCGAAGAUGUAACUAUAAUAGAUGGAUGUACAUUUGAUAUUAAUUUAAAUGAAUGUAUUUGGAUUGAUGAAAAGUGCUAUACUAAAACCUGCGAGACUGCAUAGGUUGCCAUUAUUACAUCCGAAGAAUGCAAUUCAUAUUUACCAUAUUGUACAGUCAAAUAAGGUGGAGGAUGCACUAACAAGAAAAGUUGUAAGGAUUAUGAAUUCUAAGAAGCUUGUAAGACAGAUGGAGAGAAUUUUGAUUGUAUUUGGGAUAUCAAUAUAAGUAAAUGCUUCCCAGAUUAAUGUAUUAACUUCUGCGGUGAUGGCAUUGUUACAGGAUAGGAGGAAUAAUGUGAUGAUGGAAACUACUUCCCAUAUGAUGGUUGUUAUAAAUGUCAAGUUUAAUGCCCAUAAGGAUGCAAUAUGUGUAAUGGCAUGUAGUGUUAAGAAUGCAACAAGGACGGGUGGUAUUUGUUAGAAGGUGUUUGUACUUCAAAAUGUGGAGAUGGUUUUGCAGUAGGGAAUGAAUAAUGUGAUGAUGGAAAUAACAUUUAAUUUGAUGGCUGUUAUUAGUGUUCUUAUUAGUGUGAUGAGAUGUGUUUAGAUUGCUUUCAAGGAUAAUGUAUUUUAUGUUAGGAGGGAUAUGUAGAGGAUGGGCAUCAAUGUCAUAAUAUUUGUGGAGAUGGAUAUUUGGUGUAAAAAUAGGAAUAAUGUGACGAUGGCAACCUUUAAAGUUCUGAUGGAUGCAAUGAAAUUUGCAUGGUUGAAAAAGAUUGGAUAUGCUCAACAGAAAAUAACAUAAGUUCUUGCUCGUAUGCAAUUCAACCUAAAAUUACAUUGAGCAAGUUAACAAAAACAGAUACAAGUUAUCAAGAGUUCAAAUUAUCAUUUUCUGAACCUGUGUGUUUAAAUGAAAAAGGCAUAAAUGAAGAGCAAUUUCUGUAGUUGAUUUUUAUUUAAAUAAUAAAUGGCAACGAUAAUGAAUAUGAUGUUGAAAUCAAAUCGAUGAUAUCUAUAACUACUGAAUUGGCAGAUGUUGCCUAUAAAAUAAUAAUCAACUUUAAAACCACUGUUAGAAAUCCUGUUUUAAAAGUUACUGUUAAUAAUGACAACAUAGUAAAUAGCUAAGGAAACUCUUUGCUCUCAAAGGAAUCAAAAUUGGAAUUUAGAUCCCCUUAGAAACUGUCAGCUGAUCAAAUGUUGCUUAUUUCUAGAACUUCCAUGCUGAGUAAGAUUGUAUUGUAUUCCAUUUUAGUUAUUAGUGGAAUUUCUUUUUUAUUUGGAAAUUUAGAGAUUUUAUGGAAUCUCCUUGAUCUUCUCUAAUAAUUAUCAUAUAUGAAAUAUCACAAUGUUGAAUUUCCAUAAAACCUAGAAGGUUAUUUUGAAGUCUUUUCUAUUGGCUCUUUUACCCCAAUCUUUGAUUAAAUUCAAAUAGAUCAAAAUUUACAAGGAUUUUUUAAUUUUUAAACUCCAAUCAUCUUAGCUAAGUGGAAAUUUGGAUACUAUUAAGUUAAUUGUUACUUUUUGUAAAACUUUGAAACUCUUUUAAUCAUGUUAAUGUUGGGAUUUACUUAUUUUAUACUUUCUUAUUUAUUCUAAAAAUUUCUCUCUUUUAUCAAAUAUUACAAUUGGGCAUCUGUUCAUCAGAAUGCUUUUUUCUACAAAGUAACUAAAUUUACCUUUUUCAUUUAGAGGGUGGCACGAAAAUAUUAUUAGUAUUUUAUUUACUCUGGAUUAAUCAGAAUUUUUACAUCUAACUUUUAUGAAUUGACAUAUGCAUCUAUUUUAUAAUUGGUAAAUUUUAAUUUCGAGACCAGUUUAAACACAAUAAUAUUCUAUUUAGCUCUUAUUACAUUGAUCUGCAAUGUAGUCCUACCUUGCAGCAUUUUUUUAUAUUUAAGCUAAAAAAAGGCAGUUUCUAAAAAGUUAUCUGUAUUAGUGGAGGGAAUUAAGAACCAAAAAAAUUAAAGAUCUAAAUAAUAUUUUACUAUUGUGUUGAUAAAAAAAACUUUAUUCAUUGUAAAUUUAGUUGUGAUGUAAGGUCUUGUUGAGGCUUAAUGUCUUAUUACAGCCUUUAUCUCAGGAGUAUUCUUUUGUUAUUGUUGCAUUUAUAAACCAUUUAAGAAUAAUUUUGAAAAUAUCAAAAUAAUACUAACUGAACUUUUGAUUAUGUUGAAUGUUUCAAUCUUUUCUUUAUAUGAAAUUUUGAAAUUAAAACAGGAUAAAGAGUCGGCUGAAAAUGUUGGUUGGAUCAAUAUAAUCGGUUUCACACUGAUUCUUCUAUCAACUUUAGCCAUUGAUAUAUACCAAUCAUAUUUAUAACAUGCCUAGUCUAUAAUUACUGGAGUCAAGAAUUGCUUAAAGAGAAAUAAAAACAAAAUUUAAAAUUCUAGAAUACUGUUUUUUUGA
Molecule: messenger RNA, 7515 nt
Organism: Paramecium octaurelia
Lineage: Eukaryota; Ciliophora; Oligohymenophorea; Peniculida; Parameciidae
Source: the annotation of a GenBank genome assembly